Molecule: messenger RNA, 1395 nt
Organism: Adineta ricciae
Lineage: Eukaryota; Metazoa; Rotifera; Eurotatoria; Adinetida; Adinetidae
Source: the annotation of a GenBank genome assembly
AUGGAAAUUUCCUUCGGUAAACCUGUGAAUGAUGAUGGGUUACCAUUGAAGGAAAUUUUAAAGAUUGCUUUAAGACUUGAUGAUUGUUCACGACGUAUUCAUGUUCAGGAACCCAUUCCAUUACGUUUCCGUCGUGGCAGUAUCAAAGAUCGUUUUCCAUUCAUUGUUAGUGCAGGAAAACGACGUUAUGAUGGAAAUGUUCUCGUAUCUGUAACUCCAUAUGAAGAAGAACAUUUCAAAAUUUUAAUGAAUUUUGAAGAUCAAAAUGAAAUUGAUAUCUGGAAUGAAAUGGGUCGUAAUCGCUCUACUCAAUUAAUGUUCAAUCACACGAAAACUGGAUGGAUGAUGCCACUUUUCGAAAAAUUAAAUAUGAAACCCAAAAUCUUGCAAAACGACGUUCAACAAUUACUUGAUGCCGAAGAAAGUAUGAUUCAAGUGCAAGCACGAUCAGGCGUACCACGUGGAAUCCAAGACACUUUCCAUACUUACGAUCAACUUACCACUUGGUUAAAACAAAUGGCAAGCACAUAUUCCACACUUGCCACACUUCAAUCAAUUGGCAAAACAUACGAAAAUCGUGAUAUCUGGUUACUUAAAAUCACUGGUACAUCAGGCUCUAACAAGAAGAAAGCCUUUUUAGAUUUCGGUAUUCAUGCUCGUGAAUGGAUCUCACCAGCCACAGGUGCUUAUAUGAUCAACGAAUUUUUGACAACUUAUGCAUCAGGUGGCACUGCAAAAGAAAUCUUAGAUUCGUGGGAAUUACAUUUCGUUCCUAUUCUCAAUCCUGAUGGUUAUGCCUAUUCACAUUCAAAUGAUCGUAUGUGGCGUAAAAAUCGCAAACCUGCUGGUUCUGGCUGCUAUGGUGUUGAUCUUAACCGUAAUUUUGGCUACCAAUUUAAUACCGGAGGUAGUUCAAGCAGCGCAUGCUCUGAUACAUUCCAUGGGGGCUCAGCUAUGUCUGAAAACGAAGCUAAAGCCCUUCAAAACUAUAUGACCGGUAAACAAUGGAAUACUUAUUUGACUUUCCAUUCUUAUGGACAAUGGUGGUUUACCAUAAAUCUAUUUUUGUAUUUUCUUUUUCUUUUUAAGAAUUGGGGUUAUACAAAAAAUGAUCCACCUAAUUUUGCUCUUUUGAAAGCUAAAGCCAAGAUCGGUGCUGAUGCUAUCAAGAGUGUGAACGGACGUUCAUAUACCAUUGGCUCAUCUGCUCAACUUCUCUAUGUAGCCAGUGGCGGUAGCGAAGAUUGGACACGCGGUGAUCUCCAAGUCUUAUAUUCCUAUUGUAUUGAAUUACCACCCACCGGUGGCAAUGGAUUCAUUGUUGCUGCAAGUGAAAUCAAGAAAACUGGUUAUGAAACUUAUGUUGGUAUUGUUGCUUAUCUUAAAGGAUUAUAA